Botrytis cinerea B05.10 is the source of this 3127-nucleotide messenger RNA. RefSeq lists its product as hypothetical. The coding region runs from base 593 to 2572 and encodes 659 amino acids. The transcript is spliced from 2 exons. NCBI's taxonomy places the organism in Eukaryota, Fungi, Ascomycota, Leotiomycetes, Helotiales, Sclerotiniaceae. The record is from RefSeq and is a predicted model, not a curated record.
GGUUCGUUGGAUCAGAUUCGCUCAGACACAACUCCUUUUGCACAAUCGUUCAUAACACGAAAAAGGAGUACUAUUGAUUGUAUAAUAUGGUGAGAUUAACAUAACUUUUGUCAAGAAAUGGAAGGAUGGAUGGAACAUUGGUUCGGGAUUAUUCACCCAGUGGGAGCUUCGAGUAUGGUCCAUAUGGUAGCAUUGUGGUUGUGGCCAGAACAUCGGAAGGAAUCCCCACUACAACCAGCAACUCUGGGACGAAAGUAUUACAAGAAAAUACUCGUAAAUCACCAGCAAUUCACUCCAGCCAACGAAGAGAAACAAGAUCCUGCGAAAUUUUCAAUUCGUCGCCACUCACACGCACGCUACAAACAGUCGUAUUUUAUACUGUACUUCCCUUUUGUUUUCAUCACGGUUGCAUACGACUUUAUCCACUCCACUCGAAUGCGCGUCUCGAUCCCUAUAUUCCAAAGUCGGCAGGAAGGCCGCAUUCGUUGUGCAAGGAUAAAUUAACAAUUAUCCAAAGAACAAGGGGGUCUCACAAGCACCCGAAAGUUGCAGUAAAUUGUACAAAGAGUCUGCUUCUGGCCCAACCGUUACGAUGGCUGGACAAACUCGUCGUAGGAGCUCAAGUGCGGCGUUCCAACAGCGCAUUGAACAAGUGCACUUUGUUCCAUUCGAUGGACAUGAUGAGACAAGCAGACCUUCUCUCAGCGCAAUGAUAAUGAAGACGCGGCGGAAAAUGAAGUCUCGCCAAUUUCUACUGCUGAUUAGCAUUCUUACUUUGGCUACCUUCUCGAUAUUCUACCUGCGAGCGCCCUUUCCAUACCAUUCGACUUCUUUCCCGUCCUCUAAUCAGAAACCGAAACAGCCAAGCAUACCUAAUCGAAUACCUACUUCCUUUGAUGAUGUCAAGAAACCGCAGGAGGCCUCAUAUCAUAUCGGUCCUUCGCAUCCAAUCUAUCAAUUAAUCAAAGAUAACGAGCAGGCUUUCGAGAAUACAAAAGCGAAACAAUCGAAGACAUUGGAGGAAGCUGUGGCAGAAUAUAGAAAGCGAUAUGGAAUACCUCCGCCCCCUAAUUUCGACAAAUGGUAUAAUUUCGCAAAGUCAAAAGGUGUAAAACUGAUCGACGAAUAUGACAACAUCCACACAUCCUUAACACCGUUUUGGGGGUUGAAACCAGAAACAAUAAGGGGGAGAGCACGGGAGGCAUUGGGCUUUCCCAAUAAUCUCAUAGGGUUGUUGAUCAGAGGAGGUAAAGUUACAAAGAUUGAGGGAGGAAACCAAUGGCAACAAGACGCUACGGUAGGAAUGAUGAAGCCAUUUUUGAAGUACCUCCCUGACAUGGAUCUCUGCUUCAACAUUCACGAUGAACCUCGUGUGGUUGUGCCAUAUGAAGAUUUGGCGCGGCUAGUACAUGUUGCAAAAGAUCAGAAUAUGCCGAAUGCAAAUUCUGUUGAAGCCCCCAGAAACUCAUGGUCGCCUAGACCGAUUGAUAUCACUAGCGAUGGCCUACGAGUGCCGGAAGUAAAGACUACGCGAUUCAACGUUUUUUCUCAUCAGCCAACUUGGACCCAUUCAAGGAUGUCUUGCCCUCCAGAUAGUGCCGCCAGAGGUCUCAACGAUGGACUGAAAGAGGACAAUUACGGUAGUUAUGCCGUGACGGAGCUGGGAUUUGUGUAUAACCAAACUGCGUUCUCAGAUAUUUGCCAAUCCCCUUCUUUUAGCGAAUCCUUCGGGUUUUUCGACCGUCCCAACGCCUUUAACAUUGUGCAUGACUUAUUCCCAAUUUUCUCGCAAUCAAAGAUCUCGUCGUUCUCCGAUAUAUUAUAUCCAUCUCCUUGGUACUGGUAUGGCAAGGUACCAUACGAGGAAGCUGAAGACAAGGCAUGGAAGGAUAAGAAAGACAAAAUAUACUGGAGGGGUUCGACAACCGGAGGGUUUAGUCGAGAUGGUGGCUGGAGACGGCAGCACAGACAAAAAGUGGUACAAAAAGUCAACGCUGGUGAUCAAGCAAAGAUUUUGGUCAAUCGAGGUGAAGAGACAAAGGAAGAUUGGCAAGUGAAGAGUGUACCACGAAGCGAUUACAAGGAAAUUUUUGACAUCUUUUUCUCUCACGUUGGACAAUGCGACCCUGGGGAUUGCGAAGCCCAAAAGAAUUUCUUUGAUGUUAAGGAGGCGGCGAAGCAACAAGAUGCAUGGAAAUACAAGUAUCUACUUGAUAUGGAUGGAAAUGCUUUCAGUGGACGAUUUUACGCUUUCUUGAAAAGUAAAAGUCUCGUAUAUAAAAUGGCUGUCUUCAGAGAAUGGCACGAGGAAUGGCUGAAGCCUUGGGUGCAUUAUAUUCCAUUAAGCUUAAGAGGCGAUGAAUGGGUUGAGUCAGUACGAUGGUUUGCAGGAGAGGAUGUUGGGAGGAAAGAAGCAGAACGAAUUGCCCUCCAGGGAAGAGAUUGGGCAGAUCAUGUGCUUAGGAACGAAGACCUGGAAGUGUGGUUCUUCAGAUUAAUGCUUGAAUACGGUAGAUUAGUUGAUGAUGACCGAGAAAUCAUCGGAUAUACAGGAACAACAGGAUCGACAUAAACAUAAUUUUAUUAUAAUUAACUAUAUUCGAAUUAGCUAUGUAUAAUACGAAGAUUUCGGAUCUUCUUUUAAUUAUUCCUGUACGAUACGAUGUUCACGAAACAAAAUGCUAGGACAAUCGCAUUUGCAGUUACAUGAAGUUCUCCCCACAUUACGAGAUGAGGUUGAGAUAGGUGGUCGGGAGUCUAUGUUGAUACCAACGCCACAAUACUUCGAUUGCUUGACUCGCUGUGGAAAAGGGAUUUAAUGGGUCUGACAUAGUUCGACCCUUUGUUAUGUUUUGAAAUGUGUGCAGGAGCGUGCAUGCUAUACCAUUUCUAAUAUACCCCAGGGCUUUCUUUUCUCUUUAAUCAAGAUGGUUGAUGGAUAUAUGGAUUGAUACCCUAUGUACUUAGUUUGCCUUUAUAUAUAUAUAUAUAUAUAUAUAUAGGUGUGUGCAUGUUUUCGUUCCCUAUGGUGUCAGGUGAAUUUUAUCAAACAGAUCUUGGGAAAAAAUUACAGCCGCUUGCUUCAUGCGAUUUUUUUUACUUCAAUAUGAAUGCUAUGUAUACACCA